This is a messenger RNA of Limulus polyphemus (Atlantic horseshoe crab), 8457 nucleotides long. Its product is annotated as glucose transporter type 1-like. Bases 27 to 1571 code for a protein of 514 amino acids. The record is from RefSeq and is a predicted model, not a curated record. The transcript is spliced from 13 exons. Gene Ontology annotation, biological process: monosaccharide transmembrane transport. Gene Ontology annotation, cellular component: membrane. Gene Ontology annotation, molecular function: hexose transmembrane transporter activity. Lineage: Eukaryota; Metazoa; Arthropoda; Merostomata; Xiphosura; Limulidae.
UUGUUUUCCAGGAGGGUCUCACCUGUAUGUUGGUGUUUACCAUUAUUGCUGCCGUCCUUGGAAUGUUUCAGUUUGGCUACAACACUGGAGUUAUCAACGCCCCGCAAAAGCUUAUUAAAGAAUUUAUAUCAGACAUAUAUGAGAGGAGAACGGAAGAAAUGAUUACAAAUGCUUUCAGAGAAUUUCUGUGGUCCGUCACAGUUUCUAUAUUUGCCAUAGGUGGAAUGGUAGGAGGGAUUUCAGGAGGAGCGGUUGCUAAUAGGUUUGGAAGGAAAGGGGGUCUUCUUCUUAAUAACGUUCUUGCAAUAUUGGGAGGUGCAUUCAUGGGGCUCAGCAAAGCGUCCCAUAGUAUCGAGAUGCUUAUCUUUGGUCGCCUUAUCAUAGGUUUUAAUUGUGGUUUGAAUACUGCCCUGGUACCAAUGUACCUAUCUGAAAUAUCCCCUGUGUCUCUGCGUGGAGGGUUAGGAACAGUAAAUCAGCUUGCUGUGACAGUAGGACUUUUGUUGUCCCAAGUUUUUGGAGUUCAUUUUCUUUUGGGCACAACAAGAGGGUGGCCUUAUCUCUUAGCGAUAGCAAUCAUUCCGGCCAUUCUGCAACUGUGUUUGUUACCCCUUUGUCCUGAGAGUCCUCGGUACUUGCUCAUUUCUAAACAAGAGGAAUCCCUUGCAAGGGAAGGAUUGAUACGUUUGAGGAAAUCAAGUAAUGUUGAAGAAGAUAUUGAAGAAAUGAAAGCAGAAGAAAGAGCAAAUCAGCAUGAAGUUAGGAUCACAAUGAUGGAAUUAAUACAGAAUAAGACACUACAGGUACCAUUAAUCAUUGGUAUUGUCAUGCAACUUUCACAACAACUUUCAGGAAUAAAUGCAGUUUUCUAUUAUUCGACGGGCCUUUUUAUGUCAGCAGAGCUCUCCGAAAAAACAUCGAGGUAUGCCACCAUUGGCGUAGGGGCAGUGAUGGUGAUAAUGACACUUCUGUCUAUACCACUGAUGGACCGGGCAGGAAGACGAACAUUACUCUUGUAUGGUCUAGGUGGCAUGUUCAUCUUCAGUAUCUUUAUCACAAUCUCCUUACUUGUAAAGUUUCUUUACCACUGGGUAACAUACCUCAGUGUAGUUAGUACACUUGGUUAUGUUGUCUUCUUUGCCAUUGGUCCAGGGUCCAUUCCAUGGAUGAUUACAGCAGAGCUGUUUUCCCAGGGCCCAAGACCAGCAGCAAUGAGUUUAGCUGUUUUAGUCAACUGGUUUGCUAACUUUGUGGUUGGUCUUGUAUUUCCUCUGAUGCAGCAAGGUCUCAACGAUUACACUUUCCUUCCAUUUACUGCUCUUCUUGCGAUUUUCUGGACCUUCACAUACAAGAAAGUUCCUGAAACAAGAAAUAAGACUUUUGAAGAGAUUUCAGCCCUAUUUAGGCGAGACGAGAUCAUCAAUGCUAAUGGCAUGAACAUACACGUAGCCAGAAGAUAUGCUCCAACUGGAGGACCAAUAGGACCAAUUGUGGAUGAGAAAUCUAUUGAGUCAUAUGGCACCUUCUCCCGUGUUGGUGGUGGACUACUGACUCAAGACCAUCAUCUUUAGGCUACAAUUUUUUCUUCUCUUCUUAGCAAUAUCUAGGAGACUUUCAAGCAAUAGGAACAUCUUGGCUUUGUCCCUACAUCAAUAAAUCACCAUGUGUUUAUGCUAUUUUGGUGACUUAAUUCUGGCUGUGUAAAAUGCCUGGCUAAUAGUCUGAUUGUAGCUAGCCUGUGUAGUGUACAAAAACUAAACAUUCUGAAUAGGCAAAUUAAGGUUUCGUAUCUUGUGGCGAUGGAAAAAAAAACCCAUCAAAGACAACAUAAAAUCUACCUGAAGUGACACUCCUUCCGCUUGUAAUUCAUGCUUUUCAAAGAGCUCGUAACUGCUUCAUCGAAUUACUCUUACUUAAUUAACUCUAAACAGCUAAACAUUUUCUAUCAGUUAUUGCGAUUAGAAAGGUUGGGUUUUGCGAUGAUGGAUGAGCACAGAGUUAUUAACUUUAAUGAAGAACUAUGUACAAUGUACCAAAAAUUGUGUAUAGUAAGGAAUGUUUAUUGUUCCGUUUAGCAUUAACAGCAAGUAGUUACAUUAUUCUAAUCAACCAAUGCAUUAAGUAAAUGUGUUGUUAUUGGUACUUACAUGUAUGUUUUGGAAUAUUUACUUUCUGAAGAUAUCUUUUUUACGGUGCUAUGCCCUAUGACAUUUAUACAUUUCUUCGAAUGGGCUCGUUGAUUUCGUUUAAUUUUUUUUUAAUAUUUUAUACAAAAUCUAAUGUUUAGGACCUAGUUUGGAAGUUAUUUUUAUUGUUUAAGGAAAAUAUGCUGAUCUACAGCAGCGAAUUAUAUGUACAUACUUGUGAUCGAGUAAUACAUAUUAAUGUGCGUAGAGACCAAACAUAGAACGACUAAGUUACUCCAGAAAUGUUAUUUUUUAACGAUGCAUGUGACAGCAUGAUAAAGAAACAAAGUAAUGCGACAGUCAGUUCUGAAUUUAAAAUAAGAUUUCGCAUUAAUGUAAAAUUAGUGUAAUAUUUGAAGAGGCAAAAAUCAAAACUCACCUGAAAUUUUCAUCUAGCUUGUAUUCAGAAAGUGUUGUUUCACUACCUUUCUCGCCAAACGAAAUUCAAUAUUUCAGACAAAGUAGAUUCUGUAGACUAGUGUGUGUGUGAUGAGCUUGUUAUCAUCAACAUAAUAUUUUAGUGUUGUUGUUUUUUGGUUUUUUUUCGUCAGAAAGCUUCGGCUGCUUAUGAUAUCAGAGUAUAUUGAAAACAGUGUGCAGUAAUACAGGAUUUAUAUCUAUAAAGGCCGAGCAUGGCCUAGUUGUUAGUGUGCCCGAAUUGCGAAUCAGGAUUCAUUCUUCGCGACCCGCUCCCGCAAAAAUGCGCUCCUCAUCUUGAUGCCAUGAGUACUCUAUAAGAAUGACGAUCAAAUACAACUAUUCAAUCAUACGAGAGUGGCUUAAGAAUUGAUAGUGAACGUUCGUUGUUUAGCUAUUCUUUCUCUAGUCUACUACUACAAAAUUCGAGACAUUUAUGAACACACAGCCCUUGUGCGAAAUUCAAAAACGAAUAAACAUUUCUUUCUAGACUAAGCUAAUGUCACUCCCUCCAAACACCUGCCACCAAACACACGAAUGGUUACUUAGGGUAAUCUCCUUUAUAGAAGAUGUAGUGUCUAUUCCCAUCGAAACGUGGAAUGUGCUGAAUGGUUGUCGUUUUUCUUCUUGUUUUAAGUCAGAAUUGAAACUUUCUGGGAGUUAACAAGUCCGGUCAAUAAGGUAAACAUUGUCGACGAUUACGAAUGACCUAAUAUCAUUAUUCGCUAACUUUAUGUAUUAUUAACGAUAUUAAUCAAUUAUCCCAUAACUGUUUCAAAACUACAUAUUUUUCGUAAGUUAAGAAGGCACCUUUUAAAUGCAAACCCUAACAUAUUUUUAAUUCACUGAAUUUUUAAUUGGACCGUGACAAUGACCUGUUUAUUUUAUAAUGUUACCAUAUAUCCUGGAAAGUAGGUAUAAUUAUUAAUAAAGAAAAACAUUCAUUGAUAAAUACAAGCUCUAGUUUAUAUAUAUACCUGACGGAGUGUUAGAUGGCAUGUAAGAUGUGAUUCAAUAGUUAGCUUGAAGGCUUAUUACGCUAACAUUGAGGGCUCGAUAUCCGCGGUAGGAGCAGCGCAGAUAGCUCAUUGAGGAGCUUUGAGCUUAAUAUCGUACAUACAGACACACACAUACAUAUACACUCAUUAAUUUAAUUUUUAAAAUUGUAUAAACACUGUACAGUUAUUUCUAAGCAAAUUGUAUUACCUUAUUGUAAAUUCAGUAAUGACCGUUGCACUUUGGUAACACAGUGGUGUAAUUAUAUCAUGUUUCAAUAGAAAAUUUGGUCAAGAAAAGUGUCACUUCUAGAAUGAUUUUGUCUUUAUCGUAAAAUCUUUACACGAUCUUGUGAAGAAAAGCAUAUAGCACUUGUUUGUUUACACGUUAACCCUAACAGAAGUUAAAGAUGACCAUAUAGUAUUUGUUUCUUUACACGUUAACCCUAACAGAAGUUAAAGAUGAUCAUAUAGUAUUUGUUUGUUUUCACGUUAACCCUAAUAGAAAUUGAAGAAAAGCAUGUGGUACUGAUUUGUUUACACAAGUUUCAACAUUUAUGCAAGACACUCAACUGAGUUUUCAGUUUCGGGAAUAUUUGAACGCAAAAAAAAAUACAUAUUUAAAGGGUAUAAUCACAUGAGACUUUUAUAAAGUUUGUUUUGAGUAUUUGAAAGUUUAGAUUUUUUAAUUCUAGUCAUGGGAAACGUUAGUUUGUUAGUUUUCUUAACAUCAAGGAGAAAAUCGUCAAUAGUUUUAUUAUUGUUAGGAAUGCAGAAACAUUUUGCUUUUAUUGUGUGUUUUCAUGAGAUAUCAGUCAGGGAGUUAUUCUUCACUUUUUCUUCCGCUGCACACAGAUGUUUAUGAUAAUUAUAUUUUUCUAAGUCCAUUUUCUUCAAAAAAAACCUACAUUUUAUCUUUUCCCUGCAAAGUUUACAAUCAGAACCAUCAAACACAAGUUGUUUUGUUGGGGUUUUUUAUUCAACCUUUGAACUGGAUUUUCUCUUUCUACUGUAUAAUACGCAUUUAACAGUCUGUUUGUAGUUAAAAUUUUUUAUAAAGAACCGUGAUUCCAAAUGAUAUAUUUGGAUGAAAAUUUUAGUUAUGAUUUUCAACCUAUCUUUUUGCUUGAUAAACUUAUCUGUUGUGUAAUGACAUAACAAAAUCGGAUGAAAUAAGCUUAAUUACGACGUAACAAGAUGAUAUUAAUGGAGUGUUCUAAAAAUGAUGAACGAUGAAUUUUGUUUACUUGGCGAGCACUUAGAUUAUUUAUUUACUUGCUCUCUAGGUAAUGUUAAAAAUACAGCAAUUUCCCUUAGGAUAGAUACUGUGAAUUGAUAUUUCCCAUCUCCGAAACCUCACCUUAUUUGGUCAGUCGUUUACAGAAUAUUUUCUAUCUGUGUAACGAGAAGGUUUUGUAUACUGCAUGACAUUUUGAUGUCAGUUGACACUAACGUAUUCUGCCGAAAUGUGAUGAUAUUAUUUCAUUGUUUUACUUCUACAGCAGAUAUGAAGUAGAUAUUAGUCCUAACAUAGCAUUAUGGUAUCCAUAGCUUUGCAUUGCAACGUAACACCUACAAUAAAAAUACUUAUCAAUUUUGUAAGUAAACUAUUAAAAGGACGGUAUGAUUAAGGCAUUAGCAAAGGAGAUAUUUAAAACUUCUUAGUUAUUCAAAUGUUUUGGAAAUUACUUGACUUUCACAUUAUUAAUUGCAUGUAUUGCGGUGCACUUCCUGCUUAGCCAACGAAAUAGUUUAUAGAAGUAAUAGUUUUGUUUCUUCAUACAGUGAUGUUCAGAAACGUUUGAAUUAUAUUAUUGAAAUUAAUUGUUUAUUGUUAUUAUUUUUGUUUAGGGGCUCUAAUACUAAACAAAAAUUAACAGGUUUCAUUACUAGAUUUACGUCAUCACAACACUGGUAACAGGUAUACUUAGUGUAUAUUGGUAACAAUCUUGGGUGACUACUUUUGCUAAUUCUAAUCUUUGCUCAACAAUGAACUUACCUGUUUCUGAGGUUCUAUGAUCCUUCAUAUUGUAUGUUACGAUAAUCGGUAGAGAAAAAUGCCACGAAUGAUACAAUCGAAAGAAAUGGUCAUUUUUAAAAUGUGAACGCGUAGUUAUUUCGCCAAGUAAUAUUUAACUCCUAUGCAACUAUGAAUAAUUAUCUAUGGCGAUUUAGCAAUUAAUACUGACGUUUUAUGUUAAUGUUGGGGACCGGAUAAUGUAUGAAAUGUUGCUAUCUUGGAAUAAUUACUUGUGAAGCACUUUAUGAACUGUGUAAAAAAGAGUGUAUUUUUUAACUACUUCAUCAUCAGGUAAGUAGUUCAUUUCUUUAAACCGAUGCGCGCCGAAUUAGAGAACAUGGAUCCUUCAGUUCUCAGAAAAGGCAACAUUUAAUGCCAAAUUUCAAUAUCUGUAAUACCAAAACACAAAUUGAAGAAAGAAAAAGGCCACCUAUGUCAAUAAAUAUUGUUCAUUAAAACACCUUUAGAAAUUACUUCUUGAUCAAACAAAUCUCGUUUAUUAAACCUUUUCUAAGGAAUGGGUUUUUUACCUUAAUUGUAAAAGAAAGGAGCGUUUUGAUCCCUUUUAAAAAUGAAAAUGUUAAACAAUCACUAUAUAGUGGUUUUCGUUAAAUAUUAAUCUCUAAAUUGCAUAACUAACAGAUAUUUGAAAUUAAUUUCUUUAAUGUUGUUUGAACGAAUUAAUGUAGUUGGUUUUGGUUUUGAUAUAUUGAGUAUUAAAGUGUCACCAUUUCCCUACUGACUCAGCGGUAAGUCUGGUUCUGAUACCCGCGAUGGGCAGAGCACAGAUAGCCCAUUGUGUAGCUUUGUGCUUAAUAAUAAACAAACAAAAUUAGUGGCUUGUGCAUCAAAUUAAGAUGACCUUUGGAAACUUUUGUUUCGUGUGAUAUAAAUAAAUAUUACAUUUUUGCGUUUUUCUUUUUUUUUACUUCUACAGUUCUUCAUUCAUAUUUAGUUUUGAUUGCAGAUUUAGAUUCAUAAGUUUUUACUGUUUACUGUGAAGGUGAGUUACAUCGCUUCCAUCAUUGCUGGGAAAUGGAUGAGUUCCAGCAUGGUGAGAAAAUAAGGGAGCAAACCCCCAAUCAUAUGGAAGAUCGGGUCUAAGAAGUAAGGCAAAAUGUCGUUUCCGGGUCCCUCACGUGCCUCCUGGCUCUACCAUCAGGUGAUUAGAUGUGUUGUCAAUGGUACGAGAUGUCAGUAGCUAUGUUAUUGCUUAUAUAUCGUUGCCAAUGGGAAUAGUUCCUAAAUUCAUUUUUCUGUGUGCUAAAUUGUUACAGCAUGUUGGAAUGUAUUUCAAUGAAUUGUAUUGCAUGUUGGCAAGCAUGGUUUUUAGCUUGAUAUUGCACGCUUACAAAACAUGAAACUGGUAUUGUUGUUGUUGUUGUUUGUUUUAGCGUAUUCGUUUGAAUUACUGGCGUUACCAUGAAGCAUUAGUUACAAAAGCAUGUGUAGGUUUAUCCCUUAAUAACGGUUUUUGUACAACAACAAACAAACAAUUUCGUAAUUUUAAAACACCGUGUGAUCUGUAACUCGGAACCAGUACUCUCUAUACACGUCCUUCAUCGUCAUUGUUAUUAAGAACAGUCACUUUUUCACGAGGAUUUUUAAGAAACGACCUUCGUCAACUGGUUAAGCAAGCUCUUCAGCAGAACUCCUAAUCAACUAUUCAAAGCUGAAAUUUUAAAUAACCCUAGUUACAAAAAAGUAUUCCUUCUCCGAGUUUAAAAGGAAGUAAUACAAACAUCACUUUGUCCGCUAAACGAAGAUUAACAUGCAAUGUUUUGAAAGAAAUACUUAAUGCAAAGGAUCCUGAUCUAAAUGAAAAAGUUCAAAUUUCCAAAUUAGAAAAUCCUGCCCAUACCUUGCUGACUUCCUAUCAUAUUCGUAGCUAAAAAAAAGAUAUGAAUUAUAACUUCUGAGUCACAAUCCUUUGACAAGCACCCACCCAAGUAACUGAAUAUAUUCGAUAGGCUUCAUUCAAGUGAACACAUUCGAUAAGUUUGAUCCAACUAAAUAUUCUUGAUGGGUCUGAUUUAACAGAACAUAUUGGAUAGACUUGAUCCAACUGAACAUAUUCGAUAGGUUUGAUCCAACUAAAAUUUCUUGAUAGGCCUGAUUUAACUGAACAUAUUCGAUAGUUUUGAUCCAAUUAAACAUUCUUGAUAAGUUUGAUCCAAAUGAACACAUUCGAUAAUUUGGUCCAACUGAACACAUUCGAUAGAUUUAUCAUUGAACUAAACAAUUGGAAUUAACAAAGUUAUAGAAUAAUGACGAAUAGUAGCUACAUUCGAACGAAUGGAAUUCAAAUAUUUACCCUUCUGAGGUAACACCAUUUCAACACACUGGUCACCACACAGAUAGCUGAAACAUAAGCCGUUACCGCCUGGUAAUCAUUACUUUCUUUUUAUUAGUUCUUUAAAUGCUCCGUUGCGUGUGUUAUUUUUGCAUCACUAGUUUAAUAAGCACAUUUAAAAUUGAUCUUAAUAGCUUUUUCCUUGCAUAUAAAAAAAUGCUGUUUUUUUACUUUGUUGCUUUUGCAACUUUCAUUUUUGAAUAUUUUUCGUUUCCAAAGAUACAUCAUAGAUUACAAUAGCUUCAUCAUUCAUGCUGCAAGGAUCAGCACGUUUUCUGGAAGUCUUAUGAAAGGCAGUGAAUUAUAUGCAUAUGAUGUAGAUUUAGCAUUAUGGUUUUGUUUAUAAAUAUUAAAGCACGGAAAGCCGCUUCUUUUCAUUAAAAAGUUUUUUUUUUAAUGUUCAAGAGGAGAAAACCGGUAAUGGAUGCAAAUUACCUAACUUUUACAACAUAAAAAUGUAUCAAAAUAAAAACAAAUAUUUUUUUC